AUGAGCAAAGAACAUCUGGUAGACGGUGUCGCUACUGCACACCAACUAGUCCAUCUGUCCUGGAGUCAUCAUGGUAACGAGUUAGCAAUUGUUGACGCUUUCGGCCAGAUAUCGAUCUACAGCGUGUUCAUUGCUAUCAAUCGCCUUAGUCUCUGGAGGCGCAGUGUCCUCGACCCAGAAGACCAUCUAAGUGCUGUGGUUGGAUUGACAUGGCUACACCUAGACAGACCAUCAUAUUUCCCUAAGCCCAUGCUCAAAGCCAAAGACCAGUGGAACUUCACGGUAUCUCAACAAAGAUUGCUGGGACCCCGGAACCCUUACCAACAAACUAAUAGCCCACAGAAGGCUGCUUUGCUCGCAGUCACAAGGGGUGGAUUGAUCAGAGUGUUGUAUCAAGGUCAGGAUAAUCGAUGGCAAGACUUCAAAGGCGAGUCAGAGAACAUUGCUAGUCCAUCCGAGCUUCUGACCCACGCCACAAUGUGUCCGGAAAAGAUUGCAGAUAACAAGAGCCCAGAUAAAGAAAGUCCCCUGCUUCUGGCAACGUACAAUAGCGAAAAGGAACUCCGGUUAUAUCGACUCAGCCUGGAUUUUGAGCACCAAAGCAUAGGCCUACAGCAUCUCAAAGUCUUGAACCACUGUGCUCCACUUGAUGAGAAUCUGGACGGUGCCUCAGCACAGUAUGAUGGUGUGCAAUCACGCAGUCAACUGUCGCUCCUUGAAUUUCUACCUCCGGGGCCGAGAUCUGCCAGUAAAGAACCAACGCAUCCGGUCCUCCUGGCUUCGUUUUCUUACGUCUCUGAUCAUUUCCAACACACUCGAACUCAUGCGGUACAGGCUACAAUACUUUGCAAGUGGGAGUUGCAAAUUGCAACGCCAAAGUUACAUACCAGCUUCAAUUCAUUGUCUUCGAAGAAGACCAGCGCGUCAUCGGUUGCGGAGCUUCCUUCUGAGAUACUCAUGAAGAGAUCGAAUGACAUCUUACUCCCUAGAGCCCUACUCUCCAUCCAGCAUAUGACGUUGAGGCCCGUUCUGGCCAUGAUGUAUUGUGAGGGUUUAGUCGAAUAUCGAGAGACUACAAACAUGAACGUGAUCCCUCGAGAUGGAAAAGACCAAAUCUCGAGUAUGGCCCAGAUUGGUCUCUAUUUGCCAGGGAGUAGAUUCUGCUUGCACACUGCCUUAUCUCCUAACGCUUGUGCUGCUAUUUCUCUCGACGAGCUGCACUUGGCAUCUUUGAGCUCUAUGCAGUUCGAGGACGAGCAUACAAGCGACCAAAUAGAUGAAGCGCGACUCGAAUUGAUCGUCGAAGCCUUCGUAAUGCAGUCAUCGGUUGCUUCUCUCAAUAACUUGAACAACGAGGACAUUGUCGCGGCACUGCAAGCUUUUUCGAACCAAUACUUGCACGACCAGGCACAAGCACAGGCAGGGCAUCCUCCGACACUAUUCAAUCCCAAUACAUUCAAGUUGCACUUCUUGAGCGAGCUAUAUCGGACGAUCGGUGUCCAGGUCGACUAUUCCAUCGAUCCGCAGAUGCAACAAUUGCUCCAGUCAAAUCAAGGCUUAACCCUUCAGCGAUGUCUGAGUGUCCAAGCGGCACUUGGUUAUGCUGGAGGGAGUCAUCGGCCAUCACCCUCGGCCAUUUUGGCUUGGACAUUUUUGAAUAUAAGAUCCGUUGUUAUGGUGUUCAUGGGGACCAUUAGUAGAAAGCAGGGUGUAGAGAACGAACUUGGCAAGCCAGAGACUGUCCAUGUACUGAUCGGCUUAGUAUCAUGGUCAAUGACCCUGAUCAGCUACAUCGUCGACGAUAUCUUCGUACUCGGAGACUUCCUUGAAGACCACAACGAUGGAGCAGAAAACAUGAGUCUUGAUGUCCUCAACGCAAGGAUCCGUGAAACCAACAGCCCAGCCCUGCUGCUCCUCCUUGUCUCCUCAUGCCGCAGCUUCCUCAAAUACAACUGCAACCCCUUGAAAGCCUUCAUGCAAGCCUGCAAAACGCAGCAAUCGCAGACACCCUUGAGACUAGCCUAUCAGGAGCUCGGAACCGUAUUCCAGAGAUCUCUGGUGUCGGUAUCGCAAUUCGAGCGUAUUCUAUCACAAUUAGAAAAUAGCAUCAGGAGUGCCUAUCAGGCAUCCGGGAUGAACGAGAAUGAACGGAGUAACAUCGAGAAGAACAUGCUUAUCAAAGCUGAAGUCCCCGAAGUACUACUGGGACCUGUGAAAGAUCUUCUAACCAACACAGCAGCUUCACUGAAAGAGGAAGUGAACGUCGCGGAACUCUACUUCGCCAACGUCGCCUCUUUGGGGCUCACGAACGACAACACAAGUAAGAGAUGGAGGAAGGAGCAUCCGCUGGAUGCUUUGCGUAAGAUUGAGUUGAGGAAUGUGAGCACGAGAAGAUGCACUAGGUGUGCUGCUGUAAUGGAAGAUUUGCUGCCGACCAGGACGGCGAGUGUGAUGGUCUCGCAAAUGAAGCAUUGCUAUUGCGGGAGCUGGUGGAUGGUUGGGGGAGAGGAGGAGGGGAAUGGGGAGGGAUACUGA
Molecule: messenger RNA, 2535 nt
Organism: Letharia lupina
Lineage: Eukaryota; Fungi; Ascomycota; Lecanoromycetes; Lecanorales; Parmeliaceae
Exons: 8
Coding region: 1-2535 (844 amino acids)
Biological process (GO): positive regulation of DNA-templated transcription
Cellular component (GO): mediator complex
Source: RefSeq, a predicted model, not a curated record